This is a messenger RNA of Homarus americanus (American lobster), 1534 nucleotides long. RefSeq names its product vegetative cell wall protein gp1-like. The annotation marks the transcript as partial. The record is from RefSeq and is a predicted model, not a curated record. The transcript has a single exon. Lineage: Eukaryota; Metazoa; Arthropoda; Malacostraca; Decapoda; Nephropidae.
CUCCCCUCGCCCUGCCCAGCCACUGCCCCUCCAGCCACUGCCCCUCAGCCUGCCCCUCAGCCACUGCCCCUCAGCCACUGCCCACAAGCCACUGCACCUCAGCCACUGCCCAACCACUGCCCCUCAGCCACUGCCUGACCACUGCCUGACCACACCACUUACAACAGCUCCCCCUCAGCCACUGCCCCACAACCACUCCCCCUCAGCCACUACACCUGAACCACUACCCCUGGCCACACGCAACCACUGCCCCACAACCACUGCCCCUGGCCACACCCCACAGCCACUGCCCACCCACUGCCACAACCACUCCCCUCAGCCACUACCCCUGACCACCCCUGCCCUCAACCACUACUCCUCAGCUCCCCUCAGCCACUACCCCUCAGCCACUACCCCACAACAACUCACCCUCAGCCACUACCCCACAGCCACUGCCCCUGACCACUGCCCUCGGCCACUGCCCCACCAACCAGCUCCCCUCAGCCACUCCCCUCAGCCACUGCCCACAACCACUGCCCUCGACCACUGCCCCCAGCCACCCUCCCAGCCACUGCCCCUGACCACUGCCCCUCAGCCACUGCCACUCAGCCACUGCCCCAACCCUGCCCCACAACCACUGCCCCUGACCACUGCCCCUCCAACCACUGCCCUCAGCCACUGCCCCUCCAGCCACUGCCCCAAACCACUGCCUCCUGACCACCUGCCUGACCACUGCCCCUCAGCCACUUCCUCCCAGCCACUACCCCUGACCACUGCCCCCACUGCCCACUGCCCCAAGAGCCACUGCCCAAACUGCCCCUCAGCCACUGCCCUCCAGCCCUCUGACCUGCCCUCAGCCACUGCCCCUCCGGCCCCACUGCCCUCAGCCACUGCCCCUCAGCCACUGCCCUCAGCCACUGCCCUCAGCCACUGCCCUACCACUGGCCUCAGCCACUGCCCACAACCACUCCCCUCAGCCACUGCCCCAGCCACUACCCUCGGCCACUACCCCUCAACCACUGCCCCUCCCAAGCCACUGCCCUCCACCACUACCCCUCAGCCACUACACCCCUCGGCCUGCCUGACCACUGCCCCUGACCACUGCCCCUCAGCCUUCCCAGCCACUGCCCUACCCCCACUGCCUGCUCCCCUCCCAGCCACUGCCCCAGCACUGCCCUCAGCCACUGCACCUAAACCACUGCCUACCUGCCUCAGCCACUGCACAACCCACUGCCCUGACCACUGCCCCGCAGCCACUGCCCCCACUGCUACCUCCCCUCAGCCACUGCCACACCACUGCCCCUCAACCACUACCCCACAGCAACUCACUCCCCCUCAGCCACUGCCCCUCAGCCACUACCCCACCGCUCACCUCAUAAGCCACUGCCCCAGCCCACUGCCCCUGACCACUGCCCCUCAGCCACUGCCCACAACCACUCCUCCCACAGCCCACAGCUACCCUACCACUGCCCCUCAGCCACUGCCCCCCGACCACUGCCCUCCCACCUGCCCACAACCACUGCCCCUCGACCACUACCCUCAGCCACCUUCCUGA